AUGGGUGGAACACAAAGAAAGAGUACCAGGCAAUCUAAUCCAGGUGCGCAGUUGAAUGACACCCCGAUGGAUGAUUCAGAUGACCUGGAUGAGACCUCAAGUGUUGGGAGUGUGUCAACCGCUGGAAACACAUCUCGUAGCGACACACCCAUCAGGAGGGCACGUCAGCAACGCAAGAUGAAACGCAAGGCAGGAGAGUCCUGCAAGCUGCAUUACAAAUUCACAUGCUAUGGCAAGGAGGACCAUGGAACUGCCAUCUUUGGUGUGCAGUUCAACUACCAUCUCAAGGAAGGUCAACCAGUGAUCUUUGCCACUGUUGGUAGCAACCGUGUGUCCAUCUACGAGUGCCCAGAAGGGGGAGGCAUCAAAUUGCUACAGAGUCAUAUGGCACCUCAUUCAAGUGGGGUUGAACCUGAAAAUUUCUACACCUGUGCUUGGUCUUAUGAUGAAGACACUAACAAACCUUUAAUGGCAGUCGGUGGAGCUCAUGGCAUCGUUCGCAUAAUCAAUCCUGGGCUACGUCAAUGUAUGAAGCAUUACAUUGGGCAUGGAAAUGCCAUCAAUGACUUAAAGUUCCAUCCUCGAGAGCCAAGCAUCCUCUUAUCAGGCUCCAAAGAUCACACUCUGCGUCUCUGGAACGUGAAGACUGAUGCCUACAUUGCCAUCCUAGGUGGAGUAGAAGGUCACAGAGAUGAAGUCCUUAGUGCUGACUUUGACAUGAAGGGGGAGAAGGUUGUUUCAUGCAGUAUGGAUCACUCCCUACGAAUCUGGGAUCUCACAAGGCCUGAACUAAAGGAUGCCAUCAGGCUUUCUCGUUCAUUCGUCCAAAGCAAGAGCCAGCCUGUGUUUCCAACGUACAAAGAGCAUUUCCCCAUUUUUGUGACUCGUGACAUCCAUCAGAAUUAUGUGGAUAGUGUGCGCUGGUUUGGAAGCUUCAUCCUGUCCAAGUCUUGUGAGAACUGCAUCGUGUGUUGGAAGCCCGGCCGUCUCGAGGAGGAGCUGAAGGUCAAUGACAGCAACGUCAGCAUCAUACAGCGAUACGAGUACAAAGGAUCCGAGAUUUGGUUCAUCCGCUUUGCCCUCGACUUCUGGCAGAAGAUCAUGGCAGUUGGGAACCAGAAUGGGAAGGUGUAUGUCUGGGACUUGGAUGUGGAGGAGCCAGGACUCUCUUCUUGCACAAUGCUCAAGCAUCCAAUGUGCUGCAUGCCUGUUCGACAGACUGCUCUCAGUCGGGAUGGCUCUGUCCUCAUCAGUGUCUGUGACGAUGGUACCAUCUGGCGGUGGGACAAGACAAGUCCUUAA
Molecule: messenger RNA, 1302 nt
Organism: Darwinula stevensoni
Lineage: Eukaryota; Metazoa; Arthropoda; Ostracoda; Podocopida; Darwinulidae
Source: the annotation of a GenBank genome assembly